AUGCCAAAAACUGUCCCAAAGAGCUCCCCCAGCGGAACUCCGAACGCAAAGCGCAGGCGUCGAGAGCUGGAGUCAAAUAGUGGGGACGAUUCCGAAGAAUCGUCCCGAAAGCGACCAAAUCGAUCCGAACCGGACCAAAGAAUCGUGGAACCUCUAGUGAACAAUCCAAAUAAUGGUGCAGCAGCAAAUCCGCCGCCAUCGGUUUCUCCCGACAAUGCGAACCGGAACGAGUCUCACUUCCUGCUGGAGGCUCUGCGUCGAAUUCAGGAACUGCAGGACGAGAUAGACUUCCUGGAAAAUGAUCCGUACGCGGAGGAUGCGGACUCCUCGGAAGGGGAUGACGAGCUCAGUUUCGAUCAGGACUUUGCCCAGGCAGAAUCGGCAACCGUCGUGGUGGGUCAACAGGCGGAAGCGUUCGGGUUUGCUGUCUGCGCUCGCGAGACGAUGGCAUUUCUCGAACGGGAAGGAGUUGCCAUGGAUAGUCCGUUGAUGGUAAACCUUCGAAAUCGUCUCAUCGGUAGAUGUGAAUCGAAUGUGUCCUGCUGA
Molecule: messenger RNA, 546 nt
Organism: Sabethes cyaneus
Lineage: Eukaryota; Metazoa; Arthropoda; Insecta; Diptera; Culicidae
Exons: 1
Coding region: 1-546 (181 amino acids)
Source: RefSeq, a predicted model, not a curated record